AUGGCAGCCAACGUUCCUCCUUCCGCUGAGACCCUUCUCAGCGGCGCCGCAGCCCACAAAACCGCUGAAGAGAUCGCCAACCAGUAUGACCUGCUACCCAAGCUCAUUCCCUAUCUCGACCGCCACCUCGUCUUCCCUCUGCUCGAAUUCAGCUCCGGCCAAGAUGACGACUCCGAAAUUGUUCGCGCGAAAUAUGAGCUCUUGAAGCACACCAACAUGACCGACUAUGUGGCCAAUCUGUGGCAGGAAAUCAACAACUCCGAUUCGGUGCCCGAGGAAUUUGUGAAGAAGAGAGAGGAGGUCCUUGCCAAGCUGCAACAUUACCAGGAUGAGAGCGAGAAGAUCACCGAAUUACUGCAGGAUGAGAGUGUGGUGGGCAACCUGCGAAGCGAUAAGGUUGCUAACUUGAAGUUCCUCGAGGAACAACACGGAGUUACGAUCGGGAUGGUCAACAGUCUUUUCGAUUACGGUCGAUUCCAGUACAGCUGCGGUAGCUACGGAAAUUCUGCUGAACUUCUGUACCAAUUCCGUGUUCUCUCCACCGAUAACGACAAGGUCGCCUCGGCCACAUGGGGUAAGCUGGCUUGUGAAAUUCUCACCACCAACUGGGAGGGUGCCAUGGAGGAAGUCCAGAAGGCCAAGGAUUCGAUCGAGACAAGGCUUUUCAACAACCCCGUUGGCCAGCUUCACAACCGCUCCUGGUUGAUCCACUGGUCUCUCUUCCCCUACUUCAACCACGACCCCGCCCGCGAUGUCCUCACCGAUCUUUUCUUCUCCCCCGCCUACAUCAACACCAUUCAGACCAGCUGCCCAUGGGUUCUCCGAUACCUAGCUGCGGCUGUUAUCACGAACCGGAAUCGUGCGCACAAGAACAACAGCGUAUACCAGAGGCAAUUGAAGGACCUUGUUCGCGUUGUUCGCCAGGAGGGAUACGAAUACACAGACCCUAUUACCGACUUCGUCAAAGCGCUCUACGUUGAUUUCGACUUCGAGGAGGCCCAAAAGAAGCUCGGCGAGGCCGAGGAUGUGCUACGGAGCGACUUCUUCCUCGUUUCUGCCGCUGAUGCAUUUGUCGAGGCUGCCCGACACCUGAUCUCCGAGAGCUACUGCAAAAUCCACCAGCGGAUUGAUAUCAAGGAUCUGUCCACCCGCCUCGGCCUCAACCAGGACGAGGGUGAGAAGUGGAUUGUCAACCUGAUCCGUGAUACCCGUGUCGACGCCAAAAUUGACUACCAGGAGGGCACAGUGAUCAUGAACCACCCCCCUCAAUCUGUAUACCAGCAAGUCAUUGAGAGGACAAAGGGUGCCUUCUUCCGGACGCAGGUCCUCAGCGCCGCCGUCGCGAAAUAA
Messenger RNA from Aspergillus puulaauensis, 1350 nucleotides. It is a transcript of the gene INT6, whose product is annotated as eukaryotic translation initiation factor 3 subunit E. Lineage: Eukaryota; Fungi; Ascomycota; Eurotiomycetes; Eurotiales; Aspergillaceae. Gene Ontology annotation, molecular function: translation initiation factor activity. The record is from RefSeq and is a predicted model, not a curated record. Gene Ontology annotation, biological process: translational initiation. Gene Ontology annotation, cellular component: eukaryotic translation initiation factor 3 complex; nucleus; cytoplasm. The transcript has 3 exons. The coding region runs from base 1 to 1350 and encodes 449 amino acids.